UUUCAACCGUCAUUCAAUCUAUGCGCGCGCGCCGCGGCACCCGCCAACCAUAUUCCGCGCGCGAAAAUAUCCGCAAAUAUUUAUUUUUAUUUUACGAAAAUUCGCGCGUGUUAUAUUAAAAUACCUGUAUAGUAGCUUUUUAAUUUAUUUUAUUUUUGUUGCCGAAUUUCAAGUGCAGUGAUAUUUUUUUAAGCUGUGAUUUUUUGUCGGUGUUUCUUUGGAUUGCAAGAUGGGAUGUGCAAAGAUCCUUGCGGCGUUUCGGCGGUGUAAACAGCUGGACGACGGGAAGGUGUCUCAGCUCUCCCGAUGUCUGGGUCUGUUCGACCUGACCGCCCUGGGGGUCGGCAGCACCCUGGGGCUAGGAGUGUACGUCCUCGCGGGGGCUGUGGCUAAGAGUGUGGCGGGGCCCGCUGUUACCAUCAGCUUUCUGGUCGCUGCUAUCGCGUCUGCUUUUGCUGGUCUAUGCUACGCGGAGUUCGCAGCGCGCGUGCCCAAAGCGGGCUCAGCCUACGUGUACAGCUAUGUCAGCGUGGGGGAGUUCAUCGCCUUCACCAUCGGAUGGAAUCUCAUACUGGAGUACGUCAUUGGCACGGCCAGUGUCGCUAAAGGCAUGGCAAAGUACAUCGACAGUCUGUGCAACAACACGAUGGCCGAGACGAUGCACCGCCUGGCGCCCAUCAGCGUCUCCUUCCUCGCUGACUACCCUGAUGCGUUCGCCUUCGCGCUCGUACUUGUCAUCACCAUAUUGCUGGCUGUGGGUGUGAGCGAGUCGACGAAGCUGAACAACGUGUUCACAGCGCUGAACAUGAUCACCGUCGGGAUCGUCAUCGUCGCAGGCGCCAUUAAAAGUGAUCCAGCGAACUGGCGCAUAGACCCGACAGACAUACCAGAAGAAUAUAAAGACAAGGCAGGCGAAGGUGGCUUCAUGCCUUGGGGAGUAGACGGCAUCAUGAAGGGAGCAGCCACUUGUUUCUUCGGCUUCGUAGGAUUCGACUGCGUGGCCACCACUGGGGAGGAAGCGAAGAACCCCAAACGAGACAUACCACUGUCAAUCGUGUUGUCCUUGGUCAUCAUAUUCGUGUCUUACUUCAGUAUCGCGACUGUUUUGACUAUGAUGUGGCCUUAUUAUUUGCAGGACGCGGCAGCCCCCUUCCCCCACGUGUUCAUGGAACUAGGCAUGCCGGUCAUCAAAUGGAUCGUGACAAUCGGCGCCAUCUUUGCGCUGUGCACCAGCUUGCUGGGUGCAAUGUUCCCGCUGCCGCGCGUGCUGUACGCCAUGGGCAGCGACGGCGUGCUGUUCCGGCCCUUCGCCACCGUCCACCAACGGACCAAGACGCCGCUACUGGCUACCCUCAUCAGCGGGCUGCUGUCAGCUAUAAUGGCGGGGUUAUUCAACUUGGAUCAGUUGAUCAACAUGAUGUCCAUCGGAACGCUUCUCGCUUACACCAUUGUCGCUACUAGUGUCCUCAUUUUAAGAUACGAAGAGGAGUCGUCCCUGCAGCUCCCGUCGAAGCCGGUACCGGAGUCUGGCUACUCCAUCAUCAGGCAGACCUUCAACCUGCUCGGCCUCAAACACCCCACCCAGCUGUCUGCUAAUAUCGCCAAGGCUACCAUACUCAUCUUCUUCGUGCUGGUGUUGGUGACUUGCUUCAUGCAGCACCUGCUGGCGGGGAGUGUGGCACUGGACGCGACCCUGGCGGCGCUGGGCUGCGCGCUCGUGGUGCUGCUGGUGGUGCUGUACCGCCAGCCAAGAGUCGACACCAAGCAUCUCACCUUCAAGGUACCGCUGGUUCCGCUGGUGCCGUAUUUGAGCGUGUGUAUGAACGUGUACCUGAUGGCGCAGCUCGACUACCAGACCUGGGUGCGGUUCAUCAUCUGGCUGGUCAUUGGUUACCUAAUCUACUUCAUGUACGGCAUCCGAAACAGCUCAUUGAAUGAGAAGAACGUGAAGACGUCAGUCAACGGGAACAGCAACGGCAAGACUGACACUAAACAUAUCACCACCAAGUUCUGAUGGGGUUACCAAUAGAAAUAAUUCAUUAAGUAUGUAAAAAAAGCCAGAAGGUGAACCCAGAGAAUUAUGAGGUAUACUGUAUAAAAAAUAGCUUGAUUAUAAUGGCAGCUGUCAGAAAAGUAUUUUUCUGGUGUCUCUGUCACACUAGGCUGUGUAUAUAUCUGUCCUGCUCAAUCGAGUGCAAAAUCAAGUUAUUUUUAAUGGGGUUAAUUAUAUCAUAUGAUUAUGACCUAAAGAGGUACUUAAGUAAUAUUAAUAUCACAGCCUGGACACUCCAUACAAAAAUCUACUGUGCCGCCUAACGCUUAGGAACGAGCGAGAUGGUCAGACAAGACACUCCAUACGAAAAUCUAUUGUGCCACCUAACGCUUAAGAGCGAGCGAGAUAUUCAAUAUUCCGCACGUGCUCUCUUACUCCUCAACGGCUUACGGCCAUUUAGACUAAAGUGAGACCCAGCGGGGAUGAAGUAACUAGCUUGGCACCGAUAUAAAUUGGUGCGUGGCGGAGUGUCCGUUCUGUACAUAGUAUUAUUCUUUAUUCUAUGGUUAUGUAUCUGUAUGAUACAUGUAUACAGGUAUUGGCCGAAGCAUAGCACAUAUGGUCACGAGUGGUCACUAAUAUGUAUACACUUUGAAACCAUGUCACAUUAACUUUUUUGACAAAUUAAACCGUAAGUCUCAUUAAAUGUCAAAUAUGAUAGUGCGACAGGGUUCUAAAGUGUGUACAUGAUAUUGCUCAUGACUGUACCUCACAGAAUAGUUUAGUUUUAAAAAGGAAUUGUUUUAUAUUGGAGCCGUGGUAGCCUAGUUGGUAGAACGCUUGCCUCUCACUUUGAAGUCGCAGGUUCGAAUCCAGCACAGGCCUAAAUUUAUUGUUGAAUUAUGUUCGAAUUCAUGUUUGGAUCAUAAAUGAUUACCACGUGCUCAGCGGUGAAGGAAAACAUCGUGAGGAAACCCGAAACCCACAUUCCCGAGAAAUGCAUUUUCGGAGUUAUGUGACAUAACCUGUAUUGGGCUGGUUUUCCCUUCGCAGGUUGGAAGGUCAGACAGGCGCUUCUGUAAAAAACCGGACCUGUCAAAUCUUCAGGUUAGGUCUGCGGACCCUGUGAAAGAGAAUAAUGCUAGGGAGAUGAUGAUGAUGAUGAAAAAGGAAUUGUUUUAGAAUAUCUUGCCUAUAGAAAAGUAGUUAAAUACCCCACAAACUGUAUUCGAUGUUAAAACAAGGUACUUAGUAGAAAAUGUUCCUGAAGUGAAGUUCAAGAGAUGGUCUCUCUCACACUCUUUCCAUGAGACACUGUCCAUAGAUAAUAAAAAAAUAUGCUACAAUGAAAUUAAUGUAAUUAUUUAAUAUCUAUGGAUUAGUGUCAUAGUAUGGUCGCGACUGUAAAGGUAGGAAAGUGUUAUAUUAAAAAUAUUUUAUUUAUUUAUAAAAUACUUGUGACUUACAUAACAGGGAUAAUGAGUUAGGCUGCCUGUCCAUCGGAGCGGAGCGAGGCAUCGGAGAGGAGAAACAUUAACUUAUACAGGGAGUUGCGAACUCGUGUUUGGAUCAUAAAUGAUUAUCACGUGCCCAACGGUGAAGAAAAACAUCUUGAGGAAACCCACAUUCCCGAGAAAUGCAUGGUUUUCCCUUCGCGGGUUGGAAGGUCAGACAGGCAGUCGCUUCUGUAAAAAAGCGGACCUGUCAAAUCUUCAGGUUAGGUAAGCGGACCCCGUGAAAAACGGGAUAAUGCUAGGGAUAGCAUUAUAGGGUCCGCUUACCUAACUUGAAUAUUUGACAGGUCCGGUUUUUUUGCUUAGCUCCCGCUGAUGAUGAAGUUUUAAUUUUAAUACAACUUCCUCUCUUCCCUUCAACGUUGGUGUGCCCACCAGGGUCCAUGUUUUAGUUCCUAUAACUAUGUAACACCCGAUUGUACUACAUGGAAUGCAAUAAAUAAUUGGUAAGCGGACCCUAAAACGGGAUAAUGCUAGGGGGAAGAAAAGAAAAAAAAUAAAGAGAUAAAGAGUUUUUGUAUUGUAUGGUAAGACAGGGAGUUGUGAACUAGUUGGCGCAAUCCUAUUGGUUACUAUUUCUCCGUUAAUCCGCUGUCUCGCUUCACGCGGGGACAGGCAGCCUUAGGCGAUUCUCACACUGCCCCGCAUGAUGCAGCGUAGAAAAUGCAUCCGCAUGAACGCGCGUGGAUGCAUUUUCUGUGUGUUAGACCGUGCGUGUUUUCUAUACAAACGGAUAUAUUUACAAGCAACGGAAGAACACGCAUCCACGCGCUACGCUGCAUCUUGCGGGGCAGUGUGAGAAUCGCCUUAGGCAGGGUUUGAAAGCGGUUAUGGUAUAAAAGCGGUUACCUUACGCUUUCAUAGCCUGGCGGUAGUAUUGUAUAUUAAUAUAUUUUAUAACGGCUGAGCCGUAUAGUAUGUAUUUGUGUUGUAACUGUGUGACAGUGAUUUUGGGAUUGUGACAUGGUGUUGUGGCUGUCAUAAUUUAAAUUUUGAGCCUGAUUCUACUGAUCUGCCAGAUCAGGGGGGUUGAAAACACCACAUCGAAGCAAUUCAUCCAAAAAAGCAGUAAUACUAAUUAACUAAAUUGAAGAAUUGGGAUACAUUCGUGAUCUUAUGUUAAAGAAUAGUCAGAAGAUCAUGAUAUGGACGUAUUAUAAUAUAUGAUCUGUGAUAUGGACACACUCAGUCAUGACCUUAUGUUACGUUUUGUAUGCUGUGUAAGUUCUUACACAACUUUUUGUGUUUUAUUUAACAGUCAUUAGUUUUAAAGUCUGAACCGAACAUCGUCCCUGACGUCGCUAACUGACGUAUCUAAUGUUUUUUGCAAAUACGUCAGUUCGCAAAGUCAGCCACGAUUUAAUCACUUAAGGUGCGUUUCCACAGAAGUGGAGCUGCGCGGAGUUGAGCGGAGCGGAGCCGUGAAUUUUUAGAAGUCUCUGCUUAGCUCCGCGCAGCUCUGCUUCUGUGGAAACGCACACUUACAGUCACGUCACGAUGUCACAGUCCACUCCCAGCCAUUCCAUUAGUAUAUACACUAGUUGUAACGAUUUGUGAUGUUUAACUUAGUGUAAACUUAGCUGUAAGUAUUAACAAACUGUGAUUUAUUGAGAAGUUGAAUAUUGUGAAGAAUAACGUAAUUUAAUGAUUUAAUAAAUGCUAUGAUGGUA
This is a messenger RNA of Pectinophora gossypiella (pink bollworm), 5177 nucleotides long. It is a transcript of the gene slif, whose product is annotated as cationic amino acid transporter 3. The record is from RefSeq and is a predicted model, not a curated record. Gene Ontology annotation, biological process: amino acid transport; transmembrane transport. The transcript has 12 exons. Gene Ontology annotation, molecular function: amino acid transmembrane transporter activity. NCBI's taxonomy places the organism in Eukaryota, Metazoa, Arthropoda, Insecta, Lepidoptera, Gelechiidae. Bases 230 to 2014 code for a protein of 594 amino acids. Gene Ontology annotation, cellular component: plasma membrane.